GAGAUACUGGCAUGUCAAAGGGAGAGAAGGUGGUUGAUGCACAUGCAGAGGGUGGAGCUUAGCAUCAGGCAGUUCCCUCAGUCUUCCGUUCUCCCAUUUUUUCCUCUCUGCCCAUACUCCAUCUGCAGGCUUAUUGAGCUUUUCCCACAGUUUUAGCUCAGCGGCUUAGUCGGACUGCGGCUCCUCUUUGUACCUUUCAUGGACUAUCCUCUUUUUCUCAGCCGUACUACAGGGGCUGUCUUUACACUCCGCCGCGCUCCCUCUCCCCUCUUUGGAGUUGUGGGGGGAGGGGGGGGGGGCUGGGUUUGGGAUCCUAAAUGAGACUAGCGUGUCAUCAUAAGGAGAGAGAAACCCGCUAAAGGUGGCUGGGGGUAAACGGGUUAAGGGGGGGCCGGGGCGGCAGGGAGAAGGAUGGUUAUGCCGGCUCCUCGUGCUGCAGUCGUGCUGCUUGCGUUUCAGGCACAGUCUUGCUUUUCCUCGACAUGAGCCUCGCAGCAAGGGUGUCCUGCUCCAUGCUCAACUGCUUUGGUGAAGAGGGGCCUCCCAGUCUGGAGUACAUCAAGGCCAAGGACUUGUUCCCCCAGAAGGAACUGGUGAAGGAGGAUGAAAGCCUUCAGGUACCAUUCCCAGUUCUCCAGGGGGAAGGAGUGGAAUAUCUUGGCCAUGCUGACGAAGCCAUCAUUGCCAUAUCCAACUACAGACUCCACAUCAAGUUCAAGGACUCUGUCGUCAAUGUGCCGCUCAGGUUGGUAGAAAGUGUGGAAAGCAGAGAUAUGUUCCAGCUGCACAUCAUCUGCAAAGACUCCAAAGUUGUCAGAUGCCACUUUGCAACAUUCAAGCAGUGCCAGGAGUGGGUAAAGCGCCUGAACCGGGCCAUAGCCCACCCGUCCCGGCUGGAGGACCUGUUUGCCCUGGCCUAUCAUGCGUGGUGUCUCGGAGCCAGUGCCGAUGAUGAAGACCAGCACGUUCACCUCUGUCGCCCAGGGGACCAUGUGCGUCACCGGAUGGAAACUGAGGUCAGGAGGAUGGGCUUUGACACGCAGAACGUUUGGAGAGUGUCUGACAUCAACUGCAACUACAAGUUGUGCUCCAGCUACCCGCAGAAGCUCCUGGUUCCGAUCUGGAUCACUGACAAAGAGCUGGAGAGCGUGGCCUCCUUCCGGUCCUGGAAGAGGAUUCCUGUGGUGGUCUUCAGGCAUCAGAAGAACGGGGCGGUGAUAGCUCGCUGCAGCCAGCCUGAGAUCAGCUGGUGGGGCUGGAGGAACACAGAUGACGAGUACCUAGUAACGUCCAUCGCUAAGGCCUGCCACAUGGACACUGGAGCCAAGGGGACAGCACCGAGCAGGCAGAGGGGGGAGGCUGCUGACUCCUGUGACAGUGAUUUUGACUCCUCGCUGACAGGCGGCUCUGGCUGUGAUGACAGCACUGUGCCACAGAAGCUGCUGAUUCUGGACGCUCGCUCCUACACUGCUGCCGUGGCUAACAGAGCCAAGGGUGGAGGCUGUGAAUGCGAAGAGUACUACCCCAACUGUGAGGUAAUGUUUAUGGGAAUGGCCAACAUCCAUGCCAUCCGCAACAGCUUCCAGGCUCUGAGGGCCGUCUGCAGUCAGAUCCCAGAUCCGGGAAACUGGCUGUCGGCUCUUGAGAGCACCCGAUGGCUGCAGCACCUGUCGGUCAUGCUGAAGGCAGCCACUCUGGUGUGUGGGGCGGUGGAACGGGAAGGCCGGCCUGUUCUGGUACACUGUUCAGAUGGCUGGGACCGCACUCCCCAGAUAGUAGCCCUGGCCAAAAUUCUUCUAGACCCCUACUACAGGACGUUAGAGGGUUUUCAGGUGCUUGUGGAGACUGAGUGGCUGGACUAUGGCCAUAAAUUCGGGGACCGGUGUGGCCACCAGGAGAACAUGGACGACGUGAGCGAGCAGUGUCCUGUCUUCCUGCAGUGGUUGGACUGUGUCCACCAGCUGCUCAAGCAGUUCCCCUGCCUCUUUGAGUUCAACGAGGCCUUCCUGGUCAAGUUGGUGCAGCAUACCUACUCCUGUCUUUACGGCACGUUUCUGUGCAACAACGCUCGAGAGAGGGAAGCGAAGAACAUCUACAAACGCACCUGUUCCGUGUGGUCCCUGCUCCGCGCAGGAAACAAGAACUUUCAGAAUUUCCUCUACGUCCCCGGUCAUGAUGUGGUGCUGCAGCCAGUCUGCCAUACCCGGGCCUUACAGCUGUGGACAGCUGUUUACCUGGCCACCUCCUCCCCCUGCACUGCCGUGGAUGACUCUGUGGAGCUCUACCUGCCCCCAUGUGUCACUGGAGAUGAGCUCACCUCCCGCUCGCUGGACAGACUUCCCAAGACUCGCUCCAUGGACAACCUGCUGUCAGCUCUAGAGAACGGGCUGCCUCUCACCCGUACAUCCAGUGACCCUAAUCUGAAUAAGCACUGCCAGGAGGGCCGCUCGGCACCGGAGCCCUUUGUUGCUGUGGAAGAUUCGUCUGCAGACAGCUCUGAGGAAGACGUACCUGAUGGCACCGAGGAGACGCACUCAGCUGAUUUGGGCCUGGACAAGAACCCUAAGGGUGUAACGGGGGCUCAGUGCUCUGAAGAGCCUUGUCUUACCACACAGCCCCUGCCGUCUCCACCCCUUCCCCCUGUCUCCAUCGCUAUGAACAACUCACCCACACACUCACAUGCAGCUUUUACCACUCCUGUCCUCCACCAGGCUUCUCCUCAUAUCACAAACCCUCCACUUCCAUCACCUCCACUGGGAGCUGAAAGUCCAGCUAGGACUGCUAAACCCGCCCCACCCACCCAUAAAUCCGAGCCAUGCCUGCCCCUUUCCUGCAAAAAUACUCAACCUGCAACCAGCACACCCACUUUACUGUCCAAUGGAGACCAUGCUGGCGAGGCAAAUGGGCUCCCACCGUCUGCCACCCUGCUGGCUUUGAAACAGCACUCAGCUAGCAUGGAGGACUCCACUGAGACUCUCACAGAUGAGGGAGAACUCCCCCCCACGUCGCCUUCUCAGUUACCCCAGCAUCCUACUCAGAGCCAUCUCAGUGUUGAGGAUCAGCCACAGAAACAGAAGGAGAGCUUAAGGACAGAAGUGGUGAAGGGAAGAGGGAGGACGUUGACCGACAUAGCAGCUCAUGCGGACUCUGGCCAGGCGGCGCUUCGUCAUCUGACCUCCCAGGGCCAGCCGUCAGACCUGCCUCCACUGGCCUCUCCAUGGGACAGUGUCCAGGGUCUGGUCCAGUCCACCUGCAGUCCCUCUGGGGUCACCCGGGCCCUGCACCCCAGCAACUACCAGAGCCGCCGGCUUGCAGGUAAUCUCCUGCGCUCACACGGCUUCGCUGCUGCCACUGGGUCCCAGUGCUGCAGAAGGGAGGCUCUGUGCUGUUCCAGCAGCUCUGUGCAGGCCGGGUGGCCGGCUGCAGCACGGAGUUCAGCCUACAGCGCCCUCUGCGGCCCAACUCUCAACAGCUACUCCCUGGCAGGCCACCAGCUACUACCAGCAUCAUAUUCCUCCCCGUCGGCUUCCAGCUCCCCUCCCCCGCCCCAGACCCCAGCGUACCUUGAUGAUGAUGGCCUGCCGGUGCCGUUGGAUGCCGUGCAGCAAAGGCUGCGGCAGAUCGAGGCCGGCUACAAGCAGGAGGUGGAGGUGCUGCGGCAGCAGGUGCGACAGCUGCAGAUGAAGCUGGAGAGUAAACAGUUCAGCACCCCACCCUCCGAGCCAGACAUCGACUAUGAGGAUGACAUUACGUGUCUGCGGGAGUCGGACAACAGCAACGAGGAGGAUUCUCUGUCCACCCACAGCGAGGACCGUCUGUCUGAGGGCAGCUGGGAUCGAGUGGAACCCAAGGACACAGAGGUGACGAGGUGGGUCCCCGACCACAUGGCCUCACACUGCUUCAACUGUGAUUGUGAGUUCUGGAUCGCCAAGAGGCGUCACCACUGCAGGAACUGUGGGAACGUGUUCUGUAAAGACUGUUGUCACCUGAAGCUGCCCAUCCCGGACCAGCAGCUGUACGACCCGGUGUUGGUGUGCAACACCUGCCACGACCUGCUCCUGGAGUCCCGCACCCGCGAGAUCCGCAGCCAGCAGCUUAAAAAGGCCAUAGCCACAGCGUCCAGCUGAGAGAGGCACAGCCACACGCGGCUCACCUCUGCUCUGUCCUGCUCGUUUCUGACCAACGAGCAGAGCAACCUGUUGGCAACCUCAACGCGCCACGGAUUUUGGCUACGAGGGGUUGGGUGAGCGUUGAGGAGGAGACGUUUGUCUUUGUGGGGUGACAGUUUUGAAACAUAGAUGCACUUGAGACUAGAAGGUGAUGAAGGUAUGAAGCAGGUUAGCAGGAAGCGGAGGAGGUGACGACGAUGCUGUCUAGAUAAUUUUCAGCCUGGAGUGCUCCUGCUGCGCCCCCACGGUCCAGUCCUUUGACGGCGUCCUGUCUCUGUCCACCCACCUUUGUCCUGAAAGAACUGCGGCACCAUUCUGGCAGACUCUGGCUCGCUCUUCAAAGGACAAUCGCUCAACCUUCAUGUGUCAGUUACUACAAUGCCUCCACCUGUACCACUAGAGGCAACUUUAAAAGAGGAAAAAAAAUGCUGCUACAGUAUUUAAAAGUCUAAUUUUGUAUUUUUAUUUUGUGCACUACUAGCUGUCGUAUUUUGAGGGAGACCAAACUUGAGCAAAAGGGAGAAAUCUGCUGUUUACUUUGCUAAAGCAUCUUAUUGGUUCGGAGCCAGAAUGUAACGUAUGCUGGGAUGACUGGAUCGAUUUCUGUCCUCGCUGGAGUCAUUUAAACGUUUGUUGCUGCAACAUGCUCUUAGACAUUUGUGUAUGCACAGUCGCUGUGGUUCUGUCUUCAUCAUCGCUUUGCUCCACCGCAACUAUUUAGCUAGACGAGGCAUCCUGAAGACCGCUGCUUGUUUUCUGAGACGGUCGCUGAGAGGAGAGUAGGAGGAGGGUGCUAGAGGGAGUCGGGUUUUCAGGGUGCUGGUGGCUUUCCACGACGGUUCCGGAGGAAUGUCCAAAGGUUUGAGCCGAGACUCUUGUCUGAACAUCUCAGCGUCCACAUCAAGCUUGAUGUCUGUCAGAUUGUGAACUGGCAGAAGACUGAAGAGAAUCCCCAGAUUUCUUUUCUUUUUUUUUUUUUUUUUCUGCUGGUGGGGAGGUUGGCCACGUUCUCCUCCACAAAAAAAUGUGUUUUGUGUCUACUGGUUGUUUCUUGAAUCAAUAGUGCCAUAUUUGGUUUUGUCUACAUGGAAAGCCUGUUUUUUUUUUCUUUCUUUUUUUUAUUUUUUUUUAUUUUUCUGGACAAGCAGCAAGUUUCUAAUUGACCACGUCUGUGUAUGAUUUAUUGGUGCAAAUAUUUAGCUGCUUAACACUGAUUCAAAUUAAGAUUAACAAAUUGUUGAGUUUAGAAAAAGACAAUGAUUGGAGAUUACUGAAAUAGCAAACCUUUGAGGUUAACCAUUGUUUAAUGCUUGGGAUGUUUUUUGCACGAUAUCGAUGAAGUUGAAAUUUUCACGAUAAGAUCAAAGGUGUAACAAACUGUUAUCUGAUCAGUAGUGGUGGCUAAAUCCCGUUACCUAAUAAUUGUUGUAAAGAAGAUGCACUGUAAAACUGAAAUCCCAUGAGUUGAAAUAAACCAUAUCAACUAUCA
Molecule: messenger RNA, 5658 nt
Organism: Fundulus heteroclitus (mummichog)
Lineage: Eukaryota; Metazoa; Chordata; Actinopteri; Cyprinodontiformes; Fundulidae
Gene: mtmr4
Product: myotubularin related protein 4
Exons: 18
Coding region: 483-4127 (1214 amino acids)
Biological process (GO): regulation of autophagy; dephosphorylation
Molecular function (GO): protein phosphatase binding; phosphatidylinositol-3,5-bisphosphate 3-phosphatase activity; metal ion binding
Source: RefSeq, a predicted model, not a curated record